AAUUAAUUAAAUACCAAUAAUUACAUUUAAAAACUGUAACGGAGCCUGUAAUACAAAAACUAGGCAUAACGACAACCUCGGAUCAGUCUCUAAUUAAUGGUUCAAUUUUGCAAAAUGAUUUUUAGAAAAACAAAUCCAACGCCCCAUCAUCAAGCCCACCAAAAGAAAACUAGCCGUUACACAAUCUAGAAGCGUCAAAAGCUCAAUGUUCUUCUUUCCACCCGCUUCCCUCGUUGAUCAAUGAAUUCAAGAACCAGAAAACCCUAGCCAAUCAGCAAUACAACAAAACCGAAAUUCUGAUCAACUCUUAAGCAACAAUCAAAUUGUUUUUCCGACGAUUAUGAUGGAUUUCAACGCCAAAUCUACUAGGCUUACGCCUAAAAAAUGCUCAAAAAGUUCCGAGAAUUCGAACCCCAAUGUGGAACUCAGUCCGUGUUUAUCAAAAUCUUCUAAAUCACCAGCGACAAAGACACAGAAAUCAGUUUCCAGAAAUGCUAAGACAAUUCAAUUGGCUUCACCUUCCCCAAAAAAUAAGAUUCGUCAGAGGAAGUUUGUGAUCGCGAAGAAGAACAAGUCUAAUAGAGAUGGUGUGAAUGGUUCAAUGGUUUGUAAGUGUAAUAAGGAUGGUGCUGCGAAAAAGAAGUGUCUUUGUGUUGCUUAUGAGACUCUUCGGGCUUCUCAAGAAGAGUUUUUUAAGAAUCGCGGUGGAAAUGAACAGGAAGAGUGUGAUAUUGAGAAGUUAAAUGAAAUUAAUGGAGCUGAAAAUGGCUAUGGAGAGCGAAUUACAGGGUUGAGUGUAACAGCAGUCGACCAUGAGGUAACAAUUCCUGUAUCAAUUUCCGAGGUUGAAUUGGGUGAUUGUUGUGUAACAGAUAAAUUGGCAGAAAAUUCAAAGGAAGGCGUUGGUUCGGGUGAGAUGAGUGUUGGGACUUUAAAGAGGAGGAGGGAGAGGGUGUUGGAAGAAGCAAGACAAAGUGUACCUGAAGCUGGUUCUGGAAGAGUGAAGCAUUUAGUUAAGGCUUUCGAGAAGCUUCUCUCAAUACGAAAAAUAAAUGAGUGUGAGGAGAAAGGGGUAAACGAUGAAAAUGAAGUAAAAGAUUCUAGCAAGGAACAAAAAUGGGCAUUGCCUGGCUUGCAGCCUCCCAAUAUUCCAGAGACACAGGUAUCUUCUUCUUCGUUCUGUCCAUCAGAUUUCUUCCUCACCUCUGAGAAUUUAGGGUUGGAUUGGCGUUGUUCCUCCUCAUUGGAUAGCAGCCAUGGAUGGACUUCAGGUGGUGCUCGAAGGAGCAGACGUAAUAGUGCUGAAUCAUCGGGCACAAUUGCUAAAAGAAAUUGGAAGAGAAGGCAGCUCAAAGCAACCUCCCAAAAGCCCUUCAAACUUAGAACUGAGGAAAGGGGAAAAUGUAAGGAGGAAGAAUUUUUGCAGAAAGUGCAACGAAUGGUGGAGGAAGAGGAGAAACAGCGGAUACCUACUGCACAAGGCCUUCCAUGGACAACAGUCAUGCCAGAGUGUUUGCCAAAGCCUCCGACAAAAGAGAGCACAAGGCCAGUUGAUCUGGUGCUGCACAGUGACAUUAGGGCUGCUGAACGUGCUGAGUUUGAUCAUCAGGUAGCAGAAAAAUUGAGCCUUAUUGAACAAUACAAGAUAGAAAGAGAGAGACUGCAGAAGAUGGCUGAGGAAGAAGAAAUUAGGAGGCUGAGAAAGGAACUUGUUCCAAAAGCUCAACCCAUGCCCUACUUUGACAGGCCUUUUAUCCCUAGAAGGUCAACAAAAGAUCCUACCAUUCCAAGAGAGCCAAAGUUCCAUAUACUACCUCAACAUAAGAAAAUCAAAUGCUUGCAUGUCUUGGAAUGAUGAUAUGUACAUACACAACAACAAUGAAUGGGGGAUGCAGCAAUGACUAGUGACGUCGUCCUGCAUUUGGGUUUCCAUCACCUACUGAUAUUCUUUUAUUUAAUGGUGUAUAUGAAGCAGUAGUUUUUCAUAAUCGUAUCAUAAUCAUUUUUGGGAAAAGAAAACAAAGUAGUGAUUGAAUCGCGAAUUUUUCAUAAUUGUCUCAAUUUUGGGAAAGGGAAGAAGAAAACAAUGAUUUUGGCACAAUGGUAUGCCAUCUUAAUGAACUACUCUCUAUCUGCAACUUCUGUGAUAUUAUGCUUUUUAAAAUCCUCCCAUUUUUCCGCUUCAAGUGAUCGU
Capsicum annuum is the source of this 2194-nucleotide messenger RNA. RefSeq lists its product as uncharacterized. Gene Ontology annotation, biological process: activation of protein kinase activity; regulation of mitotic spindle organization; mitotic spindle assembly. The transcript is spliced from 8 exons. The coding region runs from base 341 to 1855 and encodes 504 amino acids. Gene Ontology annotation, molecular function: microtubule binding; protein kinase activator activity. The record is from RefSeq and is a predicted model, not a curated record. NCBI's taxonomy places the organism in Eukaryota, Viridiplantae, Streptophyta, Magnoliopsida, Solanales, Solanaceae. Gene Ontology annotation, cellular component: mitotic spindle; nuclear microtubule.